Closterium sp. NIES-67 is the source of this 6876-nucleotide messenger RNA. The record is from the annotation of a GenBank genome assembly. NCBI's taxonomy places the organism in Eukaryota, Viridiplantae, Streptophyta, Zygnematophyceae, Desmidiales, Closteriaceae.
GAUAUCGGCUUUUAUAGGCUGAGGCUCAAUUUGGAUAGUUCGCCAGGCCUUUCUCAUUGGUCUUAGACGACAUCGUCGUGAUCGUUCAGAGGAUCGUCCGUCGCAUUCCUUCGCUGCCGUCGAAUCGCAGUGCGACGCUGUGCAAACGUUGAGGAACGUGCGCGAACUUCGUAAGGUGCUGAGCACCGCACUCCGUGCGUCGCUAGUACCCUACUAGGGUGGCCGUCCUUUUCUAAGGCGCCUCAGUAAUAGACAUUCGUACGGUGCUGAAGACUCCGUGCGUCGCUAAGUACCCUACACGGGCAGCGACGCUCCCUACGAGGGUAGCCGUACACCGUUGAAUCAGUACGAACGUCAGAAGGUACUAUAGCCAAGCGUGUCGCAUCGUCAGCCGAAGGUGUGCGGGUCGGAGUCGCAGGGUCGGAGGCGUCGCAGAGGUUAAGCACAGGCGUCGCAGAGGGGAGUCGCAGACGUCGCAAGCGAUCGUUACAAGGGAUCGUCACAAGCGAUCGUCACAAGCGAUCGUCGCCGGCGAUCGUCGCGGCGAUGGAGCAGGAGCUAGUGAGCUACGCGGGCGUGGCGUGGAGGGGCCACGUGCUGGCGGACUACGGCCGAGAGACGGCCGCGCUCGCUGCGGCUGUAGCGGAGGCGAUUAAAGACCUCCCGCCAUUCGCCUCUCACCUAUCGCUGGGCUGCGGGCGAGUAUUCGCGCUCGUCCAGCGCGCCCGCGACGAGCCGUUCGGCUCCGACGCGGCGACCGCUGCGACGACAGCGGAAGCGCAGAACGCGACGCAGCCGCGAGGGAGUGACUAUAACGGGGCGGGGGCGGUCUUCUUUCUGAUUGGCUACGAGCCGCUGAGUAAAGACCAGGCGCGCGCGCUCCUCGGGCGGAUCCGCUCCGCGUUUGAAACCGCCGUGCUUACUACUAGCAAAGCAAGCGCUCUUAACGAAGCCGUUCUUGACGACGACGCGCUUCGCGCGUCCAUUCGCCAAUCGCUUGCCGCCACGUUUCGCUGCUUCCGCGGCCGGAUCGCGGACGAGCCGUCGGCUCUUAUGGUGUACGGCGACGCUCCUAAAGCGUACAAAACCCGCGUGGAAGAACGGCCUCCUAACGAACGCGGUGAGAGCGACGGGAGUGACAGUAGCGAUAGUGACAGUAGCGAAUCGGGAAGCGGGAGCGAAGGCGAAGGGGAGGGGGAGGGGGGUGAGAAGGGAACGAAAAAGAAUGAAAAGGGGAAAUCGAAAAAGAAGGGUAAAAAGGAGGGGAAAUGGGACUGGGUAAAAAAACAAGAGGAAGCGGUGAACAGAAAGGCGCAGCGGGCAGCCGAAAGAGCUAGUAGGGUCCAAGUACGGGCAGCCAAAAAGGUUGAGGUCGAAGAACGGGCAGCUAGUUCGGAAGCCGCGCAGGGGGAAUUGGGGGCCUACGGCGCGGCAGAAGUAGGCGCGGGGAGAGCCGCUGGGAAAGGGGAAGGGGACGCGGACGGGGAAGAGAACGCGCAGCUCUUGGCGCUGAAGCGGGAAAUUCUGGAGGCACAGGCGCAACUGGAGAGACUGCAACAGGGGCAGGUAGAGCCGAGGGAGGAGCAGCGGGGUAAUUUUUCCCAGCAGCGACAAGAGCAGCAGCAGCCGCAGCAGGGGCAGGAGGAGGAGGAGGAGGAGAAGCAGAGGGACCCAUGGAAUAGCAUAGUGCGACGAAAGUCACUACAGUCCAACCAGCAGCCACAGCCGCAGCCACAGCUGCCGCUACAGCAGCAGGACUGGCAGCAGCAGCAGCAGCAGCAGCAGCAGCAGCAGCAGCAGCAGCAGCAGCAGCAGCAGCAGCAGCAGCAGCAGCAGCAGCAGGAGCAGCAGCAGGAGCCGUUGGGAGCGGAGGGGCUCCGAUUGGCCGGCAGGACUUUGUCUGUAUCCAUCUCCCUGGACCAAUACGACGAGAGCGCUGACGUCAGCAAGCACCUGCAGUCGUGGCACCAGGAGAAGCCACCAGCCGAGCACGCCACCGCUGAUGCAGCACCAGUUGGUCGUGCUGACGUGGCAGCAGCUGCCAGUGAUCGAGCGCCAGCUGGCAGCGUCAUCUCACCUUUCCCAGAGGUUGUUGCGGCAGAGCAGAAGGCUCCAGGAAGCUUCACUCCCCCUCUCAACUCGCCUUCAUGGAAAAAUGUCCCUCCCUUGGAAGAAGUCAAUACCCCAUCGGUCCACGGUGGUAUUGAGUUAUAUCAGAGCUACACAAACGAGGGUAAUGCAGCCAAGGGAACCAGCUCGAUGGCUGACGUGGCCGCCACGUCAGCAGCAGGGCACGCAACGGCCGACGACGGCGAUACUGCUGCCGUCAGCAGUCGCCGGACUCCCAGCUUUGCGUUCGAACGAGCAGGAGAAGGGAAGACAGGGGAGGCCGAAGGAAUGCGUCUUCCCGCCUACCUGGCGGGGGCCAAAAACCCCGCUGCGACUAAGGAGAGCUUGGGCAGAAGCCCAAGCAUCCCUGCUGCUGUGAAUAUGGCUGCUACAACCGGCUUUGCUACAGCUGCUACAACCGGCUUAGCCACAUCUGCUGCCACAACUGUUGAGCGAUCACUCAAGCCUGCCACAGGCAGUAGCGGCGGCUGUAGCGUCAAUAGCGUCAGCCUGCCAGCCAGAAUCCUCUCUGACGUACCCAUGCCGCUACAGCUGAUGCCUCCUCCUUCCCUGCUACAGUCCCCCGGCUGUAGCACAGGGGCCGCCCCUCGCGUCAGCUUCAGCAGCAACAGCAGCGGGUUGGGCGAGAGCGGGGGCAUCAGCUGUAGCAGCCCCCGCUACAGCUGUAGCAGCCGGAGCCCCGAGAGCAGCAGGAGCAGCAGUAGCGCCGCUGCUGCAGCUGUAGCAGCAGCAGGAGGGAAGGUAGCAGGUGCAGCAGGAGGGGGGGAAAAUCAGGGAAACCCUAAUUCAGGCAAAGCAGAAAGAACUACAGGCCGUGGUUGUGAUGGAGGGGAGACGCUUGACUUGGCUGAGUUGUGUGGGGGGGAGGGGGAUUCAGGAGAAAUUUCAGGUGGAUUUUCAGGUGAAUUUCCACGUGAGUCUUCGCAGGGGAGUUCCCGAGGCAAGAAGGGGCUGGCGUCUCUGUUCAGGUUUAAGACUGCCACGUCAGCAGCUGCUAGCAAGUCGCCCAAGGGGGCGUGGGGGGGAGGGCAGGGAGAGAAGGCAGUGACGCCGAAGGGGGAAGAGGGAGAGACCGAGAGUGACAAUAAUGAGAGUGAUUAUAAGGGAAGUGAGCAUAGCGGGAGUAGGUUCACCCUGUGGGGGAAGGGGAGCAGCAAGGAUGGGAGUGGGAAGGAGAAGAGUGGGAAGAAAGGAAGUGGGAAGAAGGGUGUCCGCAGCAGCAGCAGUAGCAAUCUGGCUGGUGGUGAGAGCAACGAGGGAGAUAUACUCGCUAUAGGCAGCUCCUUUAGCAAUAUAAGCAGUCCGUUGUCAGGAACUCCUUGUGGCGGCACGCCCCUUGCCGGGACCCCCAACUCUCUCACUCCCCGCUCUACCACCAUGCCUUCAUUCCAACUUCCCUCGGACAAUAGUCCUAGCCACCACGUCAGCAGCUCCAAGGGCCACGUCAGCAGCCCCAGGCACCGACUGGGUGGUGGUGGUGUGAGAGAGGGCGUACUGCUAGAGGACGACAAACGCAAGGGAGCAUACGCCAGGCAGAGAGCAGCAGCAGCGGCGGCGGCGGCUUGUAACGAGUUGCGCUCGAACGAGGAUGACUCUGACCCACUGUCUUCCCCUGGCUCCAUAGCCUCUUCCACCGGUACUGGCCUCUCUGCUUCCAGUGCCGGCUUCUCUGCCUCUUCCUCCUCCUUCCUCCCCCUACGCUUACCCUCCCCCAACCGGCGGACACUCGGUAACUCCUCUCUAUCUUCCCUCCCCUCCUCUCAGCCUUCUCUCCCCCCCUCGUCCUCCACCUCCUCCUCUUCCUCCUCCAUUCACCCUUUUCUCCCCUCACUCUCCUCCCUUGCCUCUCACGCCCUCCCCUCCUCCUCCUCUUCCUCCUCCUCCUCCAUUCGGCGCCUCUCAUUGGACAACGCUGCUGCGAGAGUCGACCUGUCGGGCUUCAGCCAAAAGCCGGACCGGGUUACCCGGAAUGCGGGGGUAGUUACCCGGCCGCGGUCGCCUUUUCCCGACUACGAGGAAGAGCAAGAGCAAGAGCAGCAGCAGCAGCAGCAGGGGCAGCAGCAAGGACAGCAGGUAUGGGCACAGGAGCGCAAUGCGCUGCAGCCAAAGCACCCGAGUGCAACAACAACCACAUCCUCCCGCCCUCCCCACGCCCCCAUGCACCCCCACAUGCACAAUGCUGCUGGCACCUCUCUGCUUGCAAAGAGCGGGCUUAGCAGGGCCGACAGCAUCAAGGGGGAAAGCAGAAGGGGCGAAAGCAGCAGCAUUGGCAACAACGCUGGCAGCGCUGACAGCAGCAGCAGCAAUGGCAGCAGGGACAGCAGCCCUGCACCUGCUCGCCCCUUUGGUGCAGGAGGCAGGAGUGUGAGUGUGGGGGCCUUAGGUGCGCUGCUAGAAAGCGCUGGCGCUGGUGCUGCUGCUGCUGCUGGCGCUGCAAGUGGGCCAGCAGGAGGAGGGUUGAUGGGAAUGUGGGCCGCAGCAGGGAGCAGCCCUUCCAGCAGGCAGCCCAUCAGUGGCAGCUCCUCACCUGGUAACCUGCCGGCUGGUAACCGGUCAAGUUCAGGUGCGGUAACUGCAGGUACGGUGACUGCAGGUACUGUGACUGCUGCCAGUCUUGAGAGUGAAAUAACUGCUGGCAGUCCUAAGAGUGGCAACACGUGGAAGAGCUUGCCUCGGAGCCACUCCCAGCACCUGGGUCUUCGUGAGAGCCCUCAAAAGGGCACUGUUACUACACACAAGGUAACUGCUGCCAGUCUUAAGAGUGAGAUAUCUGCUGCCAGUCCUAAAAGUGGGAUCACUGCUGCCAGUCGUGUGAGCGACAGCAUGUGGAACAGCUUGCCCCUGAGCCAGUCUCAGCACCUGGGACUUAGUGAGAAUCCUCUUAAGGACCCUGUUACUCCAGGCACGGUAACUGCUGCCAGUCGUGUGAGUGACAAUCCUUGGAACAGCUUGCCUCUGAGCCAAUCGCAGCACCUGCCCCGCCUCUCGCCCAGAGACCCCUGGAACGUCCUGGUAGGCCCACAGUCGCAGAAGCAGCCAAACACCCAGGAGAAUUCCCAGGAGAAUUCCCUGGAGAAACUGCAACAGAGGAUGCAGAUCCAGCAGCAGCAGCAGGUGAGUAUGGAAGCCAGGGGGGGAGCGCAAGAGGAGGAAGAGUGGCAGCCGCCAUUGGUUAAGACAAGCAUUGGUGGCACAGCUUUCAAAGGUGCCGUUUCUCCUUCUUCUCCUGCUGCUGCGGCUGCCACUCCAUCUGGGAGUCACCACCUCUUCUCCCCGACCGGCUCUCUCUUCUCCCAUAGUAAGCUUCAGCGCCGAGCCUCGCUCUCAGGUUGGGCAAGGCUGGGAGCCAUGGGUAAGAGCAGCAGCAGCAACAACCUGCCUGCAAAAGCUGGUGCAAAUGAUGCUUAUGCGUCAGGGGCUGAUGGUUUGGCUGAUUCCGCUUCGGCUGCUGGUACUCCCACUGCUGUUGCUUUCGCGAAAUCGGCUGCUACUGCUGGUGCUUCUCCUAAUGCUGCUACUACUGGGACUGCUGCCCCCGCUGCUGCUGCCCCUGCUGCUGCUGCUGCUGCUGCUGCUGCUACUACGAAGCUUCCUGUUGUUUCGAGCAAGCAUCACGCCAAGACUGCACGCAGCAGCAACAGCAGCAGCGGAGGCAAGGACCCCUGGAGCAAAGCGAUCAGAAAGCUCUGGAAGGCUGCCAGGAGAAAGGGGGAGGGGAAGGGGAAGACGGAGAGGCAAGAGAAGGAGAAGGGUGGAGGGACGGUGGGGAAGAGCACGGGUGUGCAGGGGGUUAUGAGAGAGGAGGUGGAGGAGGAUGAGGAGGAAGAGGAAGAGUGGGAUGAGGAGGAAGAGGAAGAGGAGGAGGAUGAGGAACUUGAUGCCUGGGAGCUUCUAGGGGAAGGACUGGGAGGGAAGGGAGGAGGGGGAGGGCGAGGUGGAGGAGGGAAACCCAACCGCCGGGUGUCAUUAUCUGGUUGGCCCGGUGGUGGGGGAGGUGCGUUUGGUGGGAAGAGCAAGAGUGUCGGUAACAGUGGGGGUAGGGACCAGAGGAGGUUGAGUGCGAGUGGGAUGGUGCAUGGGAUGGUAGGGGCCAGGGGGCAGCACGGUGAGUUGGAGCGUGGGGUGCAUGGGGAGCAUGGCUAUGUGGGAGAUGUUACAGGGGUUCAGGCAGCAAAGGUUGCUGCAGCUCUGGCUCGGGCUGCUGGGGGUGCUGAUGUGGCUGGGGGUGUGAGGCGAGGGAUGGUCGCGAAUGGGUUGGGAACAGGAGAUCAGGAGCGUAGUAAUGCUGUUAUUGAGUCAGCUGGUGGGGGGGAUGGGGAGGUGGAGGAGGAUGAUGGAGGCUGGGCGCAGGUGCUGGGGCAGAGAGUGGGGGUGAAGUCGAAGAGGAGGGUCAGCUGCACUGUGUGAGAACGAUGAAGGGAUCAAGAGGAAACAACUACCGUACAUUAUUGACGCGACGUGUCACAUGACAUGAGCAGAUGCCUCUGCUUUCAGAAGGCGCACAUUCCACCUCUUCCUUUUUUCUCAUUUGAUUUACCCUAAAGCUGGGUGGUAGCACAUCGGAAUGGGAUUUCUCGCGUGGGCAUCUGGUAUUACGGGCAAAGAGGGGGUUUUCAAGUACAAUCAACUAGUUGCAAGUAUCCUAUGCCCAUUUCUCAUGUGUUACCCUUCGAGAACUAUUAGGCUUUAGCGCAGCAGCACAAAGUGGGUGCAAUGACGUCUCUCACACGCCAUCUCUUUUCCACG